UAUCUCACUUGUCGUCAUUUUAUUUUGGCGGGCGGAUGGAGAGAAAUCUCCAUGAAGUUAAUAGAAGAAGGUUAACAUCGUGUUAUAUUUGCAGAUAAAAUUUGAUAUUUUAACAGGGCGUUUUAAUUGUGUGCGUUUGCCUAUUCGUGGAUACAUUACAUCAAAUAUUUGGAAAAUCAACUUGCGAACAUGGAGAUUUCAUGGACGAAUACUGCUAGUGCGUUGCAAGAUUUUGCAAACGUUCUUGUUUGUGGAAAAUGCGGGUCCAAACCAGUGUCUCCUGUAAGGCUCACAAAUUGUGGCCAUUUCUUUUGUCAUGAUUGUAUUGAGUCUGCAACAAAAUGUGUCAAAUGCGAUGUACCAGUGCAGCCAAAGGAAAUAAAGCCUGAUCAUUUAAUAUCCAAUCUUGUACAGAAUUGCGAUCUUAUUGCAGAAAUUAUUCAGAAGAGAGAUGUAUGGGACAAUAUUACAGACACAUCCAAUACGUCAUUGGACAAUACGAUAUCCACAGUACUUCAUACACCAAGGAAGCAGGAUUAUAUACGUAAGAAGAAUAUAAAUAAAACAAAUCCCAAAGGUGAAACACAAUUACACACCGCAUGCUUGAAGGGAAAUGCCGAACAAGUGAAACAUCUCUUGUUGGCUGGUGCAAAUCCUAAUACAAAAGAUCAUGCUGGUUGGACACCACUGCAAGAAAUGGUUAGUUUUGGAUAUACUGAAAUAUGUGAACUAUUACUGAAUUGUGGAGCAUCACCUGAUAUAUCAGGUUACAAGAAUCGAAGACCACUACACGAAGCUAUUAAAUGUAACAGAAUUGAAGAAGCCAAGUUGUUAUUGCGUCACAAUGCUGACAGAAACCAAUAUGAUCAGCAUGGCAAAAAACCUAUAGAUUACUGUAAAUCCGAAGAGAUGCGAGAGCUUCUGAUGGAUUUACCAAACACCCCGUCUGAAAAGGUAUCGGACCUCAAUCAAAUGCUAGAUACAUCUACUCGUACAUGUGACAAAUUUGUGAUUCUCGCGUCAAAUUUAAAACAUGAAAAUCAGAAAUUGCUUGGUCUCGUGGCUGCGAGACAUAAAUUCAAAAUUUUGACAACAUAUAGACCAACUGUUACACACGUUAUAGUAGAGGUGAAUGAGCAAAAUAUUACAAAAUUAACACUUGAUGUUCUGUUCACAAUUAUCUAUGGAAGUUGGCUUCUCAAUAGUGAAUGGAUUCAACUAGCAGCAGACAUGGAUGAAGUAGCUAAUGUGGAUCUCGAAUUGUUCGAAGUUAACGGCGCACCCACUUACGGCAUCCCAAAGAAAGCGAGACGAAACGCGGAAUGUAAAAAUCCACGCCUGUUCAACAAUUGUUUUUUUUAUUUUAUUUUGCAAGCGAAUAUGAUUUAUUCUAUCGGUGAUGUGCGAUUUACGAAAGACGAUCUGGUGAGACUUGUGAAAGAAGGAGAAGGAACGGUGCUCACUAGAGAACCAGAUCCGGAAGACUUGAAAGAUAUGUCGCAAGUGAUACCUUUUCACGCUGCGAAUGACUUAUUUCAUCCUUUGCACAAAUGUACGCAUUAUAUUAUAUAUAUGCCAGGUAAAGGUGAACCUCGUGUUAGGUACAAGAUGCCGCAUAUUAAGAGUCUGCCGUUGAUAUGGUUAAUUGAAUGCAUCGAAAAAUUUACUCUUAUCGAUCCGGCUCACCUGGGGUUGUCUUAAAUUAUAUAUUAUAUUUUUUGUUCAAUUAUUACAAUAUAUUCUAUUUAUUUUCAAUGA
Molecule: messenger RNA, 1758 nt
Organism: Temnothorax curvispinosus
Lineage: Eukaryota; Metazoa; Arthropoda; Insecta; Hymenoptera; Formicidae
Product: BRCA1-associated RING domain protein 1-like
Exons: 8
Coding region: 190-1701 (503 amino acids)
Molecular function (GO): protein binding
Source: RefSeq, a predicted model, not a curated record